Messenger RNA from Macadamia integrifolia, 1582 nucleotides. Its product is annotated as gibberellin 2-beta-dioxygenase 2-like. The transcript is spliced from 3 exons. The coding region runs from base 320 to 1363 and encodes 347 amino acids. NCBI's taxonomy places the organism in Eukaryota, Viridiplantae, Streptophyta, Magnoliopsida, Proteales, Proteaceae. The record is from RefSeq and is a predicted model, not a curated record. Gene Ontology annotation, biological process: gibberellin catabolic process; response to light stimulus.
AAAAAUUCUCUCAUUGUUUGUCUUUACUUGGUCUUAUAUUAUAUUGUUCAAGUCUGCUUCCCUGCCUUUACUUCUGUUAAAUAUCCACAUUAUAACCCUGUGUUGUGCCCAGUUCCUUCCUUUCUUGGUUGCUGCUCGCUUCCCUUCCUCCCUUGUUACUAUUACAGAGAUACGUAGUACAAACCUUUCUUUUUCUUUAUAUAUGUACUAACUAUACAUACAUUAGGUAGGAGACAAACAAAACCAGAGUAGGAAACAAAGAGAGAAGAGGGAACAAGAGAGAAAGAAAAGGCAGCAGGAAUUAGCUAGCUAGGUAGCAAUGGUGGUGGUGGCCUCUCCUACAAGAAUCGGUGGCGGCGGAGGCAUCGGAGUUGGAGGAGGAGCAGUACAUAUUCCGGUGGUGGAUCUUUCAAGGAAGAGAUCGCAAGUGAGGGAGCUUAUCGUCAAAGCCUGUGAAGAGUAUGGGUUCUUCGAGGUGGUGAACCAUGGUGUCUCAAAGGAUAUCAUUGGUAGAAUGGAGAAAGAAGGGUUCGACUUCUUUCAUAGACCUGCCCUGGAGAAACAAAAAGCUGGACCUGCUAAACCUUUUGGAUAUGGUAGCAAGAACAUCGGCUUCAAUGGAGACGUGGGUGAAGUUGAAUAUCUUCUCCUCCACACCAACCCUCUCUCCAUUUCUCAAGCUUCUAAAGCUAUUUCCUCUGACCCCUCCAAUUUCAGCUCUGUGGUGAAAGAUUACGUAGAAGCAGUUAGAGAUCUAGCUUGUGAGAUACUAGAUCUGAUGGCAGAAGAGUUGCGGGUCCCUGAUAAGUCAUUCUUCAGUAACCUCAUCAGAGACGUUGAUAGUGAUUCACUUAUCAGGCUCAAUCAUUACCCAUCAGGUAGGGACAUUAAGGAUCAUCGGGUCGGGUUCGGGGAACACACUGACCCACAGGUUCUCACCCUCUUGAGAUCUAAUGAAGUGGGUGGCCUUCAGAUCUUGUUGGAGGAUGGUGUUUGGGUUCCUGUCCCUCCUGACCCUACCUCUUUCUACAUCAAUGUGGGCGAUGUUUUACAGGUGUUGACGAAUGGGAGAUUUGUGAGCGUGAGGCAUAGAGCCAUGACGAACACCACAAAGAAAUCAAGGAUGUCAAUAGUAUACUUUGGGGCGCCACCCUUGCAUGCAUGGAUUUCUCCUCUUCCACAGACUGUCACAGCAGAGAAGCCCAGCCUUUACAGGCCCUUCACUUGGUCUGAGUUCAAGAAUGCUGUUUAUUCUCUACGCCUUGGAGACUCUCGUCUUGACUUCUUCAAGAACCUUCACCCUUAUCCCAAUUAUGACUUGUCUACGUCCUUGUCUUCUCCAACUGAAUCAUCUAUUCUCUGAUUUCCAUCUCUUUCUUUUUUAAUUUCUUGUUGUAAAUAAAAGUGGAAAGAAUAUGUUGGAACUUGGAAGCAAAGGGCCAUCUAAUGGGGAGAGUUUUGCCUUGGUUCCAUCCCCUCCCCAUUUUUUCUUUGAAGAAUUUGUAAUGGUUGUGUAACGAAGAUGGUGCAAGUUAAUGUAUUUGGGGGACUUAUAUAACAUAUUAAAAGAUGUUUUUAGCAA